Messenger RNA from Odocoileus virginianus texanus, 5426 nucleotides. It is a transcript of the gene LAMC2, whose product is annotated as laminin subunit gamma 2. Lineage: Eukaryota; Metazoa; Chordata; Mammalia; Artiodactyla; Cervidae. Gene Ontology annotation, molecular function: integrin binding. The record is from RefSeq and is a predicted model, not a curated record. Gene Ontology annotation, cellular component: basement membrane; laminin-332 trimer. Gene Ontology annotation, biological process: morphogenesis of a polarized epithelium; tissue development; animal organ morphogenesis.
AUAAAACCACCUGAUCGAGGAAAAGGAAGGCACAGCGGAGCGCAGAGUGAAAAGCUCCCAGCGGCGAGGCGCCGGGCAGCUCCCCUGCAGCGGCGGACGGCGCGGCCCGGCCUGGCCAUGCCUGCGCUCUGGCUCAGCGGCUGCCUCUGCCUCUUGCUCCUCCUGCCUGCAGCCCGGGCCAACUCCAGGACGCCAGUCUGUGACUGCAGUGGGAAGUCCAGGCAAUGCAUCUUUGAUCAGGAGCUUCACAGACUGACAGGAAAUGGAUUCCGCUGCCUCCACUGCAGUGACAACACUGGUGGCAUUCACUGUGAGAGGUGCAAGGAAGGGUUUUACCGACACAGGGAGAGAGACCGCUGUUUGCCCUGCAACUGCAGCUCCAAAGGUUCUCUUAGCCCUCGAUGUGACAGCGCUGGACGGUGCAACUGUAAGCCAGGUGUGACGGGGGACAGGUGUGACCGCUGUUUACCAGGCUUCCACAUGCUCACUGAUGCUGGGUGCACCCAAGACCGGAAGCUCCAAGACUCCAAGUGUGACUGUGAUCCAGCCGGCAUCUCGGGGCCCUGUGACUCGGGCCGCUGUGUCUGCAAGCCAGCUGUCACGGGAGAGCGCUGUGAUAGGUGCCGAGCAGGUUACUAUCACCUGGAUGGGAGAAACCCUGAGGGCUGCACCCAGUGUUUUUGCUACGGGCAUUCAGCCAGCUGCCAAAGCUCUGGAGACUACAGUGUCCAUAAAAUCAUAUCCACCUUCCAUCAAGAUGCUGAUGGCUGGAAAGCUGUCCAGAGAAAUGGGUUUCCUGCAAAGCUCCAGUGGUCACAGCGCCAUCAAGAUGUGUUUAGUUCAGCACGACGAUCAGACCCUGUCUAUUUUGUAGCUCCUGCCAAAUUUCUUGGGAAUCAACAGGUGAGCUAUGGACAGAGCCUGUCUUUUGACUACCGUGUGGACAGGGGAGGCAGACACCCCUCUGCCCAUGAUGUGAUUCUGGAAGGUGCCGGUCUACGGAUCACAGCUCCCUUGAUGCCACGUGACAAGACACUGCCUUGUGGGAUCACCAAAACUUACACGUUCAGAUUAAAUGAACAUCCAAGCAGUAACUGGAGACCCCAGCUGAGUUACUUUGAGUAUCGGAGGUUACUGCGGAACCUCACAGCCCUGAGGAUCCGAGCUACCUACGGAGAAUACAGUACUGGGUACCUCGACAACGUGACCUUGAUCUCAGCCCGCCCCGUCUCGGGAGCCCCAGCACCCUGGGUUGAACAAUGUGUAUGUCCUGUUGGGUACAAGGGACAGUUCUGCCAGGAAUGUGCUUCUGGCUACAAAAGAGAUUCAGCCAGACUGGGACCUUUUGGCACCUGUAUUCCUUGUAACUGCCAAGGGGGAGGGGCCUGUGAUCCAGACACAGGAGAUUGUUAUUCAGGGGAUGAGAACCCCGACAUCGAGUGUGCGGACUGCCCCCUCGGUUUCUACAACGACCCACACGACCCCCGCAGCUGCAAGCCCUGUCCCUGUCGCAAUGGGCUCAGCUGCUCUGUGAUGCCCGAGACAGAGGAGGUGGUGUGCAAUAACUGUCCCCACGGCGUCACUGGAGCCCGCUGCGAGCUCUGUGCUGAUGGCUACUUUGGGGACCCCUUUGGGGAACAUGGUCCAGUGAGACCUUGUCAGCCCUGUCAGUGCAGCAACAACGUGGACCCCAGUGCCCCUGGGAACUGCGACCGCCUGACAGGCAGGUGUCUGAAGUGCCUUCACGACACGACCGGUGCCCACUGCGACCAGUGCAAAGCUGGCUACUAUGGGGACCCCUUGGCUGCCAACCCAGCGGACAAGUGUCGAGCUUGCAACUGCCACCCACUGGGCUCGGAGCCCGUGGAGUGUAGAAGUGAUGGCAGCUGUGUUUGCAAGCCAGGAUUUGACGGCCUCCACUGUGACCACGCAGCAUUAACCAACUGUCCAGCCUGCUACAAUCAAGUGAAGAGCCAGAUGGAUCAGUUUAUGCAGCAACUUGAGAACCUGGAGACCCUGAUUUCGAAGGCUCAGGCUGGCGGAGGAGCAGUACCCGACGCAGAGCUGGAGGGCAGGAUGCAGCAGGCUGAACAGGCCCUUCAGGACCUUCUGAGAGAAGCCCAGAUUUCAGAAGGUGCUAUUAGAUCCCUCAACCUCCAGUUGGCCAAGGCCAGGAGCCAAGAGAAUAGCUACAGGACCCGCCUGGAUGACCUCAAGAUGACCGUGGAGAGACUUCGGACCCUGGGCAGCCAGCAUCAGGACCGAGCUCAGGAUACUCGCAGGCUCAUCACGCAGAUGCGCCUGAGCCUGGAGGAGAGCGAGGCUGCCCUGCAGAACACUAACAUUCCUCCCUCAGAGCACUACACGGGGCCAAAUGGCUUUAAAAGUCUAGCUCAGGAGGCCACGAGACUGGCAGACAGCCAUGUUGAGUCAGCCAAUAACAUGGAGCAGCUGGUCAGGGAAACUGAAGACUACUCCAACCAAGCCCUGACCUUGGCGCGCAAGGCAGCUGCUGAAGGGGGCAGCAGCGGCAGCCUCCGUGGCUCCGUGGUACAAGAGCUUGUGGGAAAAUUGGAGAAAACCAAGUCUCUGGCCCAGCAGCUGUCGAGGGAGGCCACUCAAGUUGACACUGAAGCAGAUGCGUCCUAUCAGCAUAGUCUCCGCCUUCUCAGUUCAGCAACUCAGCUUCAGGGGGUCAAUGAUCAGUCCUUCCAGGUAGAAGCGAAGAGGAUCAGACAAAAAGCUGACUCUCUCUCAAGCCUGGUGACUAAGCGAAUGGAUGAGUUCAAGCGUGUGCAAAGCAGUCUGGGAAACUGGGAAGAAGAAACCCAGAAGCUCUUAGAGGAUGGGAAGAAUGAGAGACAGAAAUCAGAUCAGCUGCUUUCCCGUGCCAACCUUGCUAAAAGCAGAGCCCAAGAAGCACUAAGUAUGGGCAAUGCCACUUUUUAUGAAGUUGAGAACAUCUUAAAGAACCUCAGAGAGUUUGAUCUGCAGGUUGAAGACAGAAAAGCAGAGGCUGAAGAGGCCAUGAAGAGACUCUCUUACAUCAGCCGGGAGGUUGCAGACGCCAGCGACAGGACCAGGCGAGCAGAAGCAGCCCUGGGGGGUGCUGCCGCCGACGCCCAGAGGGCAAAGACUGCAGCUGGGGAGGCCCUGAAGAUCGCCGGCAAGAUAGAACAGGAGAUUGGGAGUCUGAACUUGGAGGCCAACGUGACAGCAGAUGGAGCCUUGGCCAUGGAGAAGGGACUGGCCACUCUCAAGAGUGAGAUGAGGAAAGUGGAAGGAGAGCUGGCAAGGAAGGAGCAGGAGUUCGACGCGGAUGUGGACGCAGUGCAGACAGUAAUUACAGAAGCCCAGAGAGUUGGCAGCAGAGCCGAGAAUGCUGGAGUCACGAUCCAAGACACACUCAGCACGUUGGAUGGCAUCCUACAUCUAAUAGACCAGCCUGGCAGUGUGGAUGAAGAGGGGCUGAUCUUACUGGAGCAGAAGCUUUUUCGAGCCAAGACCCAGAUCAACAGCCAGCUGCGGCCGCUGAUGUCAGAGCUGGAGGAGAGAGUGCGUUGGCAGAGGGGCCACCUCCGCUCGCUGGAGACAAGCAUAGAUGGCAUUCUGGCUGAUGUGAAGAACCUGGAGAACAUUCGGGACAACCUGCCCCCAGGCUGCUAUAAUACCCAGGCUCUUGAGCAACACUGAAGCUGCCUUCGAGAUUUCCCAACUGGGGUUCUUAGGAUGGAGACCUCAGGCUCAGAAGCCAUCUCACGCGGGUGGGGUGGGAUGGGGACAUUUGAACGUGUCGAUGGGCAUUCUCAGCUCAACUGAACCUGGCCCCACCCCGAGACCUUGGCCAAGAUCAAUGUCUUAUUUUACCAGUGUGAUGCUCUUUGCUUCCUGAUGCGGGGCAACGAGGCAAAUAGCAUUGAGUAUGCGACUCAUCAAGGGCCUGGACACCCAAAGGGUAGACCGGAUGGAAGGACAAACCGCACAGGCAGAUAGUCAUAAACCAACUCCUGGCGUAUGAACAAGUGUUGCCAUGUCGUAGGCGGCUUAUUCUUUGAGUAAAUGUGACCAAAGGAAAUUUUUUUUGACUUUGCCCACGCAUAAAAUUCUUCCUAAUGUCAGAACAGAGAGUGAAUUGAAGUCAUGCUGUGGUCAGUAAAAUAUUGUUGCCUCAUAGUGUUCAAUGUGUUCUUGUUGAUCAGAGUUCUUCCCACUUACUGACGAUCCAUGACAUGUACUCCACUUUCAAGCUGGAGGAAGUGAUGAACUGUAAGCCUGGCAUAUUUGGAGCAUUGGUAUCCUGCUACCUUUGAGUUCUUCUGGGCCUGGAAGUGCCCACCUUUCCCCUGAUGAUGCCAAGCAACUUAGAGACAAUGUUUUUAUUAAAGCAUUUCUUACCAGCGAAGCAAACAUUGGGAAAGUAUUUACUUUCGAGUUUCAAAGUGAUAGAAAAAUGUAGCUUGGGCUCUGAAAGAGGUGCAGUUAUCUAAGAAGAUGUAUUAGUCCUAAUUCAAUGCCAUUUUCAAACACUAAAAAUUAUAUGCCCCUAUGGGUUUUGUUCUUACUCUUCUUUCGAUAACAAUGUUCCUACUCAUACUUGAACUGGGUAGCAUCCAUCCUUCCAUCCAUCCAUCCAUCCAUCCAUCCUUACAACAUAUAUUUAUUGAGUACCAAUUGUGUGCCAGGGGCUGGGUGGGGUACAGUGGUGACAUAGUCUCUGUCCUCAUAGAGUUGAUUGAAUAGUAAGGAAGACAAACCUUAAAAAAAAAAUUUAAACUUACAAAUCUUGUUCCUCACAAGUCAUUGCAAUAACCCCUUGGUUUUCAACCUCAUUUUUUAACGGAACAUAUGUUGCAAGACAUUCCCGUGGGUCACUUGGAUUUUGGUAAAUAGCUGAAAUGACUCUGGAUUGUGCACCCUUUCUUGCAUUUCAGCUGUUGCUCUGCCCCUUUCCACAACUGAUUGCAACAGAUUGUUGAGUCAUAACACCAGUGGGAAUUUCUGGAAAAAUCAGAGGCCCUUCUAGCCUCGGCUCAGUAGACUUUGGUACUGCCUCACCUCUGUAUUUCCUUGGCUUUUCAUGGACCUGUUUGUUUUUUUUUUUAAAUAAAGAACAAUUUGUAGAUGCCUGUGGUCAGUUUCUAAUUUGUUAAACUCUAAGCUUAAGGUGUAGGUACUAAGGCAGUGGAAACAAAAAAUGCUUCAGAAAGAGAUGUGAGCCCCCAGAAUUAACAUCUUUAAUUCCUUUUUCUGAGCACCUUGUUUGCCCUUUCUAACCAGGCAAGCACUUUAUGAGAUUUAAUUGGUUCUGUCUCCUAAGCAUAAAGAAGGAUUUAUUUCUGGAACAACCUGAGCAGGGUGAGGGUGAUAAUUAAUGUUUUGGCUUUUUUUUUCAUGAGCUAUAAAAAAAUAAAGGCAAAAAUCAAUCA